This is a messenger RNA of Myiozetetes cayanensis, 1086 nucleotides long. It is a transcript of the gene POLA2, whose product is annotated as DNA polymerase alpha 2, accessory subunit. Gene Ontology annotation, cellular component: alpha DNA polymerase:primase complex. The record is from RefSeq and is a predicted model, not a curated record. Lineage: Eukaryota; Metazoa; Chordata; Aves; Passeriformes; Tyrannidae. Gene Ontology annotation, biological process: DNA replication initiation; DNA replication. The annotation marks the transcript as partial. Gene Ontology annotation, molecular function: DNA binding. The transcript is spliced from 10 exons.
CUCCCUGAUCCCAUUUUUCCCUCCCUGAUCCCGUUUUUCCCCUCCCAGGUGGUGGCCCUGGAGGGCUCCAACAGCACCGGCCGCAGGAUCGUCGUGUCCAAACUCUACGAGGGGGUUCCUCUGCCCUUCCACACCCCCACCGAGCCCCCCUCGGAGCCCCUCCUGGUGCUCGUGGCCUGCGGGCCCUUCACGCCCUCGGACGGCGUCGCCUUCGACCCCCUGAGCGACCUCCUGGAGGUGCUGAACAGGGACCAGCCCGACGUGUGUGUGCUGUUUGGGCCGUUCCUGGACGCCAAGAAUGAGCAGGUGGAGAGCUGCCGCCUCUCGGGCUCCUUCGGGGACGUUUUCCGGCUGUGCCUGCGCUCCCUCAUCGAGGGCACCCGGAGCUCUGGCUGCCACCUGGUGCUGGUGCCGUCGCUCCGGGACGUGGCCCUCGACUUCGUGUACCCCCAGCCCCCCAUCCCCCAUCCCGGACCUGCCUCUGAGGACCGAGAGCGGGUGCUGCUGCUGCCCGAGCCCUGCACGCUGGAGGUGGCGGGGGUGGUGCUGGGGCUCAGCUCCACGGACGUGCUGUUCCACAUGGGGGCCGAGGAGAUCAGCAGAUCCUCAGGGACCUCGGAUCGUUUCACGCGGAUCCUGCGGCACAUCCUGACCCAGCGCAGUUAUUACCCGCUGUACCCGCCCUCCGAGGAGCUGAACCUGGACCUGGAGGCGGCCGCGCUCGGCGCCCGCCUGCCCGUCACGCCCGACGUGCUGGUGACGCCCUCCGAGCUGCGCUUCUUCAUCAAGGACGUCCUGGGCUGCGUCUGCCUCAACCCCGGCCGGCUGACCAAGGGCCGUGCCGGGGGCACCUUCGGCCGCCUGUGGAUCCAGCGGGAAUCGGAGCCGCCGGGGCCGCCGGGGCCGCGCCGGAGCCCCUGCGUGGCCGCCCAGAUCGUCCGGAUCUGACCCCUCGGGACCCCCGCGGGACAGGGUGGGGAAACACCCGGAAUUCCGGGGCCAAUCCCCCCCUUCCCGCUGGAUUUCCCUGGGAAAGGGGGAUCUGGGAUUGGGGGGGAAGGUCCGGGAUCCCCAUCCUGGUGUUGG